Pogonomyrmex barbatus (red harvester ant) is the source of this 2239-nucleotide messenger RNA. It is a transcript of the gene sra, whose product is annotated as RRM_RCAN_like domain containing protein Sra. NCBI's taxonomy places the organism in Eukaryota, Metazoa, Arthropoda, Insecta, Hymenoptera, Formicidae. Gene Ontology annotation, molecular function: calcium-dependent protein serine/threonine phosphatase regulator activity; nucleic acid binding. The record is from RefSeq and is a predicted model, not a curated record. Gene Ontology annotation, cellular component: cytoplasm; nucleus. Gene Ontology annotation, biological process: calcium-mediated signaling.
CUAACCUGACCCGCUCGCCGAUCAUGGCAUUCGAUCGGAUUGCAAUACGACGGGACGGGACGCGCGAAUCGUCCGCUGUUCCUGGUGCCCUGCAGUUGACGAUGACACGCGGCUACGUCGCAGCGAUGAAAUAGCGAACGCUGUUGGCGAGGAGACACGUCGGUGGCAGCGAACGCGAAUGCGAGGAUGCCGAUAUCGGAGCGACGCGCUGACUAGAUUCGCCGAAAUGGAGUAAACUUUGCGUACGCGUGAAACGUAAAUAUACCCGUGACGAAACAACAACUUGACAACAUCCAAGUCCGGUGCUCGGUCUCUUCCUCUUCGUCGAGUCGAGAGAGCAGGAAAUAAAAAUGGAGGAGAAGAGCGGUAGUAGAAAUAUGGUAGAGGAUGAGGAGCUGGAAGAUACUGAAAACAUAAUAAUUAAUGAGGUAGAUGGCUUACCAAAUUUGCAUCCAAACUAUGGACAGCUAGAUCUGAAAUUUAAGAGAGAAAAAGAUGACACGAAUAUUAGAUCAAUUGAUGAGUUGGUUCAUGAUGAAGAUUUACCGACUUCUGUAAUUGUCACAAAUGUGGAUCCUCGAGUGUUUAAAGGCGACGAAUUGAAGGUGGCCAUAGAAAAUCUUUUCAAACAGUUUGGAGAAGACGCUACGUUUCAGUACUUCAGAUCUUUCAGAAGAAUGAGAGUAAACUACAAUUCCCCCAGUGCUGCAGCGAAUGCAAGGAUACAACUGCAUCAAACACAUUUUGGGGAAACUGAUAUUAAUUGUUAUUUUGCACAGCCAGUAACGCCAAUAGACAUGGAGGAUCAACAUCUUCAACCACCCGCGCUUACCAAACAAUUCCUCAUAUCUCCUCCAGCUUCUCCGCCGAUUGGUUGGAAGCCACGUGAGGAAGGAGAACCGCUCGUUAAUUAUGAUCUAUUAGCUGCUAUAGCUAAUUUAUCUGCAGGCGGCACACAUGAGAUACAUCCGGGUGGAUCGGGGCAACCAGGCAUAGUCGUGCACGUUUGCGAGAAUGCGAAUCCGAGCGCGAAAAACGCACCUCGCAUUCAACACACGCGGUGUCCGGAACAUUAAUUUCCUCCCAAUAUUCACGUCUUGAAUUUGUCAUACGAUUUGUUUCUAUGUCUCACAAAAAAAAAAUCAAAUUCAAGCAGGACCUAUAGCGAGCGAUUUUAAGUUAAUGUUACAUCAGAGUUACAAUUAAAACUGAUAUUGCAAAAAAAAAUUACAGCUCGAAACAAUACAGACAACGUAAUGUCCAGACAAUGUAAUGUCUGGUAUUUACCAAGCUUCCUGCGGGUAGCAGUGAUCUAUAAAUACUAAUGAUCUAUAAAUAUCCGUUGUUAUACAUUGAUCAAGAUAUAGAAUUUAUUUGUAUUUAUCCAUUAAGAAUUCGUGAAGAGUAUGCUUGUGCUCCAUUUCCUAAAAUCUACAUAAUGAAGAUCCGAGAAAUUUUGACCUACAUUGUUUUGGCCUACAUUGUUUCUAUGUUUCACUCAAUGUCAAUAAUUGCAUAUCGUGAGAAUCUGGUGAAUCCGAUCUGGUGAAGCUAACCAUUGAUGCGUCGACGAUCGUUGGAAUCGGUAUUAAGAGAUUUUGCAGUUCUACCUCUCAUUGUUGGUGUGUUAUUUGUAUUCUUAAACAGCACGUAAUGCAUAACAAUAUUGUUGUGAAUUCACAAAUGAUACUAAUGUUAGAAUAAUCGAUCGAAUCAAAAUAAUUCAACUCUGACAGCUUUCGUGAUUUAUCUGUUUUUUCUCGUAUAUCUCUUUCUAUCAGAAACAUCUUAAAGAUUAUAUCUCUUGAAUUUUUUAUUUCAUACUUUGCGUGCAUGCGGGAAAAAUCUACGGAAAUAUAUGGCAUUAAUAUAUAUGUGAUAUGUGUGUGUAUACGAAUGUAUUGUUCUAAAAUAAUCAUGUGGUUCUUCGUUCUGUGUUUUCCGUAGAAAGCUAGCUCACAUUAGCUUGAACGUUACAUGCUAUCUUAAAGCUAUAUCUCUAUGGUCUCUUGUUAAUAAAAUUUAUGAAAACUUGUUAUCACUCUGCUCUUCAAGAGGAUUAAGUUAGAAAAAAAAUAAGCUAUAGAGAGAUAUCGGUACGUAUGUGGUCAUAUCAGCGUUACUAAUUUACGCAGCGGCAGUGUGGUGAUUGUGUAUAUGUAUAUAUUGUUCUAUACGUGAAAACGUAUAUAAUUCCUGCAAGAUCUGUGACCUAAAAAUAAUUGUUGAAUAUUUAUAA